GUAACUUGGAUAAGGAAAAAGGACUAUUCCCUACUGUCAGUUGGUUUAGUAACUUACAGUGCUGAUAAUCGAUUCUUCUCAGCGCACGGGAGACAUGUUAAAGAUUGGGCAUUGCAUAUACGUUUCGCGACGUCAGCUGACGGUGGAUACUAUGAAUGUCAAGUCCCGACGCAUCCACCAACAAGUAUAUUCUUCAAGCUUGUUUUAGUAGCCGCCUACGCUGAGAUAGUGGGUGAAUCAGAGAAGAUAAUUCACGAGGGUUCGAUGCUCCGGCUGGUGUGUGUAGUCAAGAGGUCUACAGAACCACCGUCCUACGUGUUCUGGUACUUCGAGAACAGAAUGAUCAACUAUGAUUUAAAUGGCGUGAGCGUGCACAACGGGCGACAGACGAGUGAGUUGGUGAUUGGCAAAGCUGAGCCCCGCCAUGCUGGAAAUUACACGUGUGUACCCGCCAACGCGAAAGCCGCUUCGGUCACAGUACACGUUGUGCAAAGUGAGACACCAGCAGCGAUGCAACAUGGAAACAACUCCGCAGCAUCUAAGUUAGAAGUGGAAAUACUCACAAUAUAUACUCUUGUAACAAUAUCUUUGAUUCUCAUACAAAACCAUCGUGACUUCGGAUAACGUUGUUUUACUAUUGUAAAUUUGCUGUGUAUAUUGUCGUUUUAAAAUGUAUUUACGUAGGCGGAGUUAUUGUAUUUUUAAUGUUGUUACCAGGUGUUAAAGUUGAAUUUACAGUAACAAUUCUUAAAAAUAAUCAUAUAGGUGAUGUGAAUAUUUAAUUUAGCGUUUUGUGUUAUUGAAUGAUGUUCAAAGGUGCCUUCCUCAAUACUUGAUAUAAAUCAGUGAAAUAUGAAAAAUACCAGCAUUAUAAUGUAUUAUUUUUUUACGACAAAGUGACCCCUCUGCUCCUGAUGGUAAGUGUAGGGGGGUCCAAUAGAAUGUAGAAUACCGAGUGAUUACCCCUCGACAGUCGACACAAUUAUGCCGGCCUGUUGGAAUCGAAUAUGCACAGGCUAAUUCCAGAACGCUACAUUUACUUGGGCCACUAUGGUGGGUUUUAACACCUUGUGUACGGUGGUCGCUAUCCGGGCGGAUAUAAUAUAUAUCCUACCACCAGCAAAAUGCUAACAGAUUAAAAGCCUUAUUUGUAUGACCGUACGAUGAAGACUAAGAGGUAAAAUAGGCCAAACUCGGCUUUGUUUCUGGGUUACUAACUGUUUUUAAUACAAGGUUGAGAAUAUCAAGGUGCAUUGUUUAAAAAAUACCACUUCUGCACCGCGGCGUAGUUGUACUGCAUGCGCGGUAACAGCGCUCUGAGGUCCUCGGUUCGAAUCCCGGGUCGGGCAAAGUGAUAUCUGGCUUUUUUUGCUCAGUAUCAGCCUGGAGUCGGAAAUUUGUGCCCGAUAUGGCGAUAGGCUCACCCCUAUCACAUCAUGGGACGGAGCACAGUUGGAGAAAAGUGGGUGCCCUGGUUGCGCCUCUGCAUACCCUUCCGGGGAUAAAUGCGUGAUGUGUAUUUGUUUUUGUUUAAAAAAUAUAAACAAAUAUCUACGCACAUAAGUAUAAUGUUUAGUGUUAUUUUGUGUCGUGUUUAAUCAAAGAAUUUUCAUAAAUUAAAUGGUCUAUUUUUUUUAAAUCCAUAAAAUGAAUAUUAUUUAGAUUCCGUCUAUUUUUUCUCUACUAUCAAUUCGGAAAGCAGUUUCCACCAGAAAAGCAUUGGCAUACCUCCAUUAUAGCUUUUUGCGAAAUCAGUUCACAAGUAUAACGUAUAGUCCAUAAUACACAAAAUACAUUUAGUUGUUUACUUUGUUUAGAGCAGUCCAUUUAUUUAUUUGCAAAACAAUGGAUUAGCACGUUUAAAUAAAAUAAUAUUAUCUUGUCUUUAUAAGUGGAUAUUUUUUAUAUAAAUUAUACUCACCAUUGUCUGCAGUAAGAUCAAGGGUUUUUUAUCGUCUACGCGGGCAAAUCCGUCUUUUUGCAAUUACGGGCCUUCUUAUCGAAGGACAGCUUUGGCAGCCAUAUAGAUAUAGGCGGCGAAAAAUCUUCUAUUAACCUAAUUACUUAUGAAAUCUGUCCUUCGAUUAGAACGGACGUAACUGCAAAAAGACGGAUUUGCCUCCGUAGACGGAAUAUGCCCCUUGACCUUAUUGCAGCAAUAGUCAGUAUAAUUUAUGUUAGAAAUCUCCACUUAU
Messenger RNA from Manduca sexta (tobacco hornworm), 2195 nucleotides. RefSeq lists its product as uncharacterized. The record is from RefSeq and is a predicted model, not a curated record. Gene Ontology annotation, cellular component: neuron projection membrane. Gene Ontology annotation, biological process: synapse organization. Lineage: Eukaryota; Metazoa; Arthropoda; Insecta; Lepidoptera; Sphingidae.